UAACCUUAUGAUGUGUUUUUCACAGAUCAGUAACUGUACUCAUAAAUACAAUGAAAGAAACAUUAAGACGAAUAUUCAUAGUCCUAAUUUUUUUAUCGAUUGUAUCUUUAUUCUCCAUUUUCACUCUAAAACAAAGUCAACUGGCCUACAUGCCAGAUGGAGAUCGUCUACAUGCGAGGCAAGAAAGAAUGCUCAAAGUAACAAAGCCACUAGAGAACUGUAUAUCCCCCGAAUCAACUAUCACAUCUACCUCAACAUCUUCAACUACAAAACCACCAAGCACAGCAAUACAUUCUUCAAUACAAUGCACCAACGGGCCAAAAAAAAACUUGAUGUUUUUAAAAACGCACAAAACUGGAAGUUCAACAGUACAGAACGUUCUUGUGCGACACGCAAAUAAAAACAAUUUAUUCAUUGCAUUACCUGCUUAUGAUAUAUUAUUCAACUACCACUCUGGCCUCGGGUUCAGAAGAGACUUUGUUAAGAAAACACCGGCCGACAAAACCGUCAACAUGCUCGUACAUCAUAUGGUUUUUAAUAAGAAAGAGGUAGCCGCUGUAUUGCCCCCAGAUACAAUCUAUUUUACCAUACUACGAGAUCCUGCCACGCAAUUCGAGUCAGUCUUCAAAUAUUUGAAUCGAGACGUCCGUGCAUUUCGUAGAGUCAAGGGAGGGAUGAAAGAAUUUCUCACAAACCCAGAAAAAUACUACAAAGGGGAAGGAGACGGGCAUAUAUGGUGGUUCGGAAAAAAUAACGUUAUGUACGACCUCGGAUUCAAUAAUACGAACGAGACUGACCAAUACAUCCAGGAGUCAAUUGAGGAAAUCGAUAAAACUUUCCAGCUGGUUCUAAUUUCCGAAUACUUUGAUAUUUCUUUGCUCUUACUAAAAGAUUUACUGUGCUUGGAUAUGAGAGACAUUGUAUACUUGUCCAUGAACGCCAGAAAUCAGUCAUCCGUGGAACACGUGACAUCUGACGUCACUGAUUUAAUCUAUAAUUGGAAUAAGGCUGACACAGCUUUGUAUAAACACUAUAAUAAGACUUUCUGGCAACGGGUUGAAAAAUACGGGAAAGAGAGAAUGGAAAAAGAUUUAUUAGAAUUCGAAAUUUUGAAGAAUGAAACUGCAAAUUUUUGCGUUGAAGAUAAGUUACUCAAUAAUAAAGAUGUGAAAGAUAAAUCAUUAAAAAUGUUUAAUCCUCAAAACAUUGAUAUUGGACAAUAUAAAUUAAAAGAGGAGGCUAAAAAUAAUAUGACCUGUCGAGGAAUGAUACUGCCUGAAAAAGCAUGGUAUAACAUUUUUUCAAAUCGACAGUAUCGUCAUAUUCCACAGAAAAAAACUGCAGCAAAAUAUAAAAUGGUUAAACAGCAGCCAGGAAAUACAAAAACGGUGAUUCCAAAUCCCGCUGAUGCCAAUGAAAACGUAUGAGUACAAACACGUCAAGCGCCCAAAGUCGUUGUCAAGUUUCAAGCUGGAAAACCCAACAAAACCCCGGUAGUAAAUAAAGUCAAGCUUGCCCCUCACUCUAAAUGAAUCGGAAGAGACAAAAAUAACAAAUUUCGGCCUCAUGAAGAAUGCGCGCCAAGAUGGCGCACAACCUGAACUCAGGUUGUGUACCAGGAAAGGGUUCAGGUUAUGCGACAUAUUGGUGCGCAUACUUCAGAAGCACCCAAAUUUCAAACUACAGAGCAUACGAGUCUUUCAAAGAUAACCAAGAUUAGCAAAUUUUUUUGUAUCGGUUCACUAUGUUGCUACCGCGCGGGGCAGAAAAUGGGAUGACACCCACAAUAUAUUCGGGCUCCGGUAUCCGUUUGACUCUUAGGCGUGGGCCAUGCUGACAGAAGUCCAAGUGUUAAUUUAAGUUCUGUUUUUAUUUAUUUGAUACCUGAAACUCCGACUGAUUAACAUCGCCAUCUCGCGGAUAUAUAUUUACAACACACAAUUGUAAAACGCCACAUCAAUCAAUCAAUUUUAUUUCGGUCACUCUGGUAUAAAACAAAACAAUAACAAACGAACAAACACAAAACACAGAGGACCUGAAGGACGGGCAUAACUUAAAGAAAAGUUAAAACAUGAACACACAUUUCAAACCCUUUUGGCAGUCAUUUACUCAAUGCGAUCAGGCAGUAGCACACAAAUGAUCUAAGUCAGUGCUUCCCAAACUUUUUCAGUUCGCGACCAACUUUUUUUGUCAUUUGUUUUUUUGCGACCCACAAUGAAAUAUUAAUAUAUGAGAAAAAACACAAUGUAUGCACAUGCAAUUAACUGUUGUUGCAAAACUUGAGCUUGCAUAUUGGAUAUUAUCAGAUCAAGUCUACCCGAUUUUAACAAAUUACUAAUCUGCUUAGUAGCUUACCAACACUUUCCAACAUGUCGAUACAUACGUACAUGACGAAUGAUUCUAAUUGUAAAAUUUCAUAAGUGUUAUUGUUACGUAAUAAUGCCACAAUUUUCCGAAUUUAAUCGAACACUGUAUUCGGAAAUACUUCACGACCCAUCAUUGGUUGGGAAGCAUUGGUCUAAGCUAUUUAUCGACUUGCCGCGGCGCUCCAGAAGUAUGUGUACCAAUAUGGAGGUCACUAAUUUUUUCGCCCAUUUCACAUCAAAUUGUGUAUGGGGACUGAAACAUAUGAACAGGGGUAUAUUCACUUGGCUAACAUAGACAGUUCCCGAACUCUUAAUCGAACUAAAAUAAGGCAAUACGAAAUAAAACUAUAGCGUAACCCUAACCUGGUUCACAUACGUCGGGAGUGCCCUUGCCGCAAUUAUAUCGCCGCAUUAUAUUUCGCAUUUUUCAGAUAUGGAAUUUUUUAUCUUCUGUCUCAUUGCGGACUAGGAGCCAUUUUGUGGUUUGGGUUUCAAAGCUGAACCUAUUUUGGUUUUAACUCAAGAUAGUACCUUAAUAAAAAUUUAGUUUUGUCUGCCAAGUUAUUACGAAAAUGCGAUUUUGCCGUAACGUAAUGUGACAUAAGCUAAUUUGGGUUUACCGCGGUCUUACUUACUUAUUUUCCUACACCUCUUUCCUCAAUGCGGAUAUUUACCUUUUUCAUCGUUCAUUUUUUUACUGUUCUCGCAGCGUAUCUUACAAUGUUCAAAUAAAUUGGGAAAAAGGUUUAAUGUUUUCACAAAUAAUAUAUAUUUAUGAAAUGUUCAUGUUAGGUGAUAUUUAUGACGUCAUUAUUACUGCUUUAUUUAUGUCGCUUGAUGCCACUGUUGAGCUCUUUUUCUCUUGAUGUAUCGCAUGUUGCUUAGUGCUAUGAUUUACAAUGUCUAUGUUAUCAUAAUAUACUCAAAGCAUCCUGAA
Messenger RNA from Styela clava, 3303 nucleotides. RefSeq names its product galactose-3-O-sulfotransferase 2-like. Gene Ontology annotation, cellular component: membrane. NCBI's taxonomy places the organism in Eukaryota, Metazoa, Chordata, Ascidiacea, Stolidobranchia, Styelidae. The record is from RefSeq and is a predicted model, not a curated record. Gene Ontology annotation, biological process: glycolipid biosynthetic process. Gene Ontology annotation, molecular function: galactosylceramide sulfotransferase activity.